This is a messenger RNA of Calliphora vicina (urban bluebottle blowfly), 1281 nucleotides long. It is a transcript of the gene lwr, whose product is annotated as lesswright. Lineage: Eukaryota; Metazoa; Arthropoda; Insecta; Diptera; Calliphoridae. The transcript has 2 exons. Gene Ontology annotation, biological process: protein sumoylation. The record is from RefSeq and is a predicted model, not a curated record. Gene Ontology annotation, molecular function: SUMO conjugating enzyme activity. Bases 262 to 741 code for a protein of 159 amino acids. Gene Ontology annotation, cellular component: nucleus.
AUUUACAAGCCAUUAGCCGAACAUUAACGAAGAAGAACGCAUUUUUUCUUGCGUGCAAAUUUGCAAAAAAAAUCAAGAAAUUAUUUUUAAAAUAUAAUAACUUUAUCAAUUAUAAAUAUAAAACAAUAUAAAUAAACGUUAAAGUUACAACGAAUUUGAAAGACGCGUGCCCCAGCUAAAGAAUUUUACAACAAAAAUAUUUAAGCAUCAUCAAUCAGCCUUGAAAGUGAAGAACAAUUAGCCAAGUGAUAUAAACGGAAUAUGUCUGGUAUUGCUAUAACCCGUUUGGGCGAAGAACGUAAAGCAUGGCGUAAAGAUCAUCCCUUUGGAUUUGUGGCACGUCCUGCUAAAAAUCCUGACGGCACUUUGAAUCUUAUGAUUUGGGAAUGUGCCAUACCCGGCAAAAAGAGCACACCCUGGGAAGGUGGUUUGUACAAAUUGCGUAUGAUUUUCAAAGAUGAUUACCCAACAUCGCCCCCAAAGUGUAAAUUCGAACCUCCACUGUUCCAUCCAAAUGUUUACCCAUCGGGAACCGUUUGUUUGUCGUUGCUGGAUGAAGAGAAAGAUUGGCGUCCCGCCAUUACCAUCAAACAAAUUUUGUUGGGCAUUCAAGAUCUGUUGAAUGAGCCCAACAUUAAAGAUCCUGCCCAGGCAGAGGCUUAUACAAUCUACUGUCAGAAUCGCCUGGAAUACGAGAAACGUGUACGUGCUCAAGCCAGAGCUAUGGCGGCCACAGAAUAAGCGGCCUAAUUUGGAUAGUACUUUAUACUUUAAACUCCAUUAGUUAUUAAACAACCCCCCAAAAACUCACAUUUAAUACACUCGUCGAGACACUUUUUUCAUCUGAAAUGCACUAGCGCUAAGGAGUGCGAUGAGAAAAAAUACAAAUAAAAAGAAUCGAUUAUUGCGAAAUGACUGCCGGCUUUAUAACAAUGCAAGUGGACGGCAGAUGUUUUGCAAACUGGAUUUAAAUUUUUUUUAUAAUUAACUGUAACUAUGUACUACAUACUAUUUAAAUUCACGUUUAUUAUAUUUUAUAAAUUAAAUGUAUUUUUUUCUUUUUGUACAAACAAAACAAAUAUAAUGGCUUUUUUCUCACGUAAAUUUUGAAUAAAUAAUAAAUAAAUAACAUUUGUUGACUCAUGCGACAAAUUUUUCUUUAACAAGCAGCCUUCAUUGUGAAAGCAAAAUUAAUUCAAAUAGUUGAUGGAACAAUUUUAAGGAUAUUUUUAAAGCUAAUGAACGUAUAAUAAAUAUCAUGGUGAAAUUAAAAAUAUAAAA